AUGUUGCGCGGCCUGGGCAGCUGGCUGGGUCUGGAGCGGGCGGGCGAGGAGAAGCUGCUGCCGGCCGAGGAGCGGGGCCCGGGCAGUGGCGCCGAGGCGGGCGACGAGCCGGCCGCGCGGAGCCCGGAGCCGGCGGAGCCGCAGGCGGACUCGGACCCGCUGCUCAGCCAGGCCAGGGGACUCGGCAGUUACCUCUUCAAUUUUGCCACUGCUGCUACAAAAAAGAUAUCUGAAUCAGUUGCUGAAACAGCGCAAACUAUAAAGAAGUCUGUAGAAGAAGGGAAAAUCGACAGUAUAAUUGAUAAGACAAUUAUUGGAGACUUUCAGAAGGAACAAGAGAAGUUUGUCCAAGAGCAGCAAACAAAAAAAUCUGAAGCAGCAGUGCCACCUUGGGUAGAUAGCAAUGAAGAAGAAACAAUCCAACAACAAAUACUGGCCUUAUCAGCAGAUAAACGAAACUUUCUGCGGGAUCCUCCAGCAGGUGUUCAGUUUAAUUUUGACUUUGAUCAGAUGUACCCUGUUGCAAUGGUUAUGUUGCAAGAAGAUCAGCUUCUCAAUAGGAUGAGGUUUGAUCUUGUUCCUAAACACGUAAAGGAGGAGGUGUUCUGGAGAAAUUACUUCUACAGGGUGUCCCUAAUUAAACAGUCUGCACAACUCACUGCACUUGCUGCUCAACAGCAAGCUGUAGGGAAGGAAGAGAACAAAGGCAGAGAAGAGGACAGUCAACUGAAAGAAACUGUACGGCCCAAAACACCACCUGUUACAAUAAAGUCUCAGCUAAAAUCUCAAGAGGAUGAGGAAGAGAUUUCCACAAGUCCAGGUGUAUCAGAAUUUGUGAGUGAUGCUUUUGAUGCCUGCAAUUUGAAUCAGGAAGACCUAAGGAAAGAAAUGGAACAACUGGUGCUAGACAAAAAAAGAGAAGAGACUUCAUUAGUAGAAGAAGAGACUGCUGAUUGGGAAAAGGAACUACAGCAAGAGCUUCAGGAGUAUGAGGUGGUGACAGAAUCAGAAAAACGUGAUGAUAACUGGGACAAAGAAAUAGAGGAAAUGCUGCAAGAAGAAAAUUAAGCAUUUUCAUGAAAUCACUAUAAUCCUAUUUUUUCUAAAAACUGACAUGAAAUUUUGCUUUCAUAUUUUGCUUACGAAAGAUCUUCAAACARUAUGACAGAAUCUAAGACCAUUAUAAUUCCAUACAGGGAUAUAAGCAGUAUUGCUGUUCUUUGAGAAGUUCUUCACAGUUCUUUUAAAAGAAAGAGAGGGACUCCAGGCUACGUGUAAUAAUUACAGAUGGCAAGAGGGUUACAUGAAACAAUGUUGUGAGGCAUUCUUUGAGGGGGUCAAGAAGUCCUGCAGAAACACUUUCAAAUUGAAGAAUGUCAAGUUAAGUUGGUCUACAGCCUUCUGUUCAGCAUGUAAAAUUGGAUGUUUUAAGUAACUCAGUCCUUGAAAAUGACUGUAUUUCAUCACACCUGCACUCUUGUCCCUGUAUGAUCUGUGACUGUGUACCAUUUAUAAGGUACUUGUAACUAGUAGCUUUAGUGUGUAUUUAAGUUCCUUAACAUAUGUAGCCAAAGACUUUAUAUAAAAGCCUAUCAGAUGAACUUCUGAUAACAUGUUUAAAAAUACUAAUUCAGACUCCAAAAGAUGUACAGGUUUGAUAUUGAUCGGGUGACAAAACCGGUAAAUGUUUAUGCACUUAAAUACAAGACAGUUCCUGCUUGGAUUAACCUGCUCUUUUUGUUAAUACAUUGUACUAAGCUACUGCCUUUUCCCURCAGGAAGAGGUUGUUAAAUGCAUUKUUUCUUCAAAAGAUUUAUUAUUUCCAUUUCAUUUCGCGGUCUGUGUGAGAGCAAAUUAAAUGUUUUUCCUUAUUUUAAAWGUUGAGAAAUACAAAACUUUGGGUUUUGGUUGACUUUAUUAUACUGUAGAUAUGUAUAAAAUUGAUUGGUUUCUUUGGAGUGUGAGGGCAGGGU
Messenger RNA from Nothoprocta perdicaria, 1974 nucleotides. It is a transcript of the gene SYAP1, whose product is annotated as synapse associated protein 1. The record is from RefSeq and is a predicted model, not a curated record. Bases 1 to 1068 code for a protein of 355 amino acids. Gene Ontology annotation, cellular component: cytoplasm; synapse. Lineage: Eukaryota; Metazoa; Chordata; Aves; Tinamiformes; Tinamidae. The transcript has 9 exons.